This is a messenger RNA of Ornithodoros turicata, 1370 nucleotides long. RefSeq names its product homeobox protein unc-42-like. Gene Ontology annotation, biological process: regulation of transcription by RNA polymerase II. The transcript has 3 exons. The record is from RefSeq and is a predicted model, not a curated record. NCBI's taxonomy places the organism in Eukaryota, Metazoa, Arthropoda, Arachnida, Ixodida, Argasidae. Gene Ontology annotation, molecular function: DNA-binding transcription factor activity, RNA polymerase II-specific; RNA polymerase II transcription regulatory region sequence-specific DNA binding. The annotation marks the transcript as partial.
GGGACGUCGUUGUCGUCGUCGGGUCUUCACGCCCUCGCGACUUCCGGUGUGGGGCACACGACGACGGCUAGCGGGGCGGCUUCCUGUCCCGCGACGCCCGCUCGCAGACGACACAGGACGACGUUCACGCAAGAGCAGCUUCAAGAGCUCGAAGCUGCGUUCGCCAAAAGUCACUAUCCGGACAUUUACUGCAGGGAAGAGUUGGCGAGGAUCACGAAGCUCAACGAGGCACGUAUUCAGGUGUGGUUUCAGAACCGUCGUGCCAAGUACCGCAAGCAAGAGAAGCAGCUUCAGAAGGCCCUGGCGGCGCCCUCGGUGCUGCCGGCCGCGGCCUGCAAUGGCAUGAUGCGUUCACCAGCGGCAGCCAUGUAUGGACCCGCGGCACACAGGGCGGCUGCUUACCCUACAGCCUACGCGCCUGCAAGGUACCCACCAUACGGUGCGUCCCCGCAACCCUUCGCCCACCCGCAGACGUCCGCGGGUUCUGGCCUAGACGACGACUGGUACAAUCGUAGCUUCUCGGCCCUGCGUGUGAAUGGCGGGUCCCACGCCGCCGCCGCUCCAGUGCUCCAGUACCAGUCCUAGUGCGACGUCCGGGGUGCGGUCUCCUUCCGUGACGGCAACGUCCCCACCACCACGACCAGCAGGGAAUACGGCCAACAUAAUACCCUCAUCGUCGACAACAGCGAAUGGAGGGACUCUCUCGGUCGCAGCUGUGACUCCGCGUAGCAGACGAGACGGGGAGUUAAUCGGAGGUUUCGCUAAUGCGAGACUCGGUUAAUGCGAAGUUUAUUUUUGGCGAAGGCUUGCUCGUGUGAAGUGACAUAGAAAAUUCUAUACGUUGGGUGUGGACCGAAUGAAAUUAACCCUAUGCUCACACGAACGACAUUCCCGCGGAAUAUUCUAGUGGAAGAAAAGUAAAAAAAAAAAAAAAGACAUUACGGGACGGACGGGCGUGCUGCCCACAUAGCAGACGACACCAUGUGCCCUGUCGUCUGCUACGGACUGUCUUGUGGCUGAGCCGCAGGGUACUCACACGUUAGCCGAUUACGUGCCAGCAGAAAGUUAUUACGUUUUGCUCAUCUUCGGCUGGAGUCUUCUGGGGGAAUGUCACUCGCGUACAUACCCGGUAUAAAGAAGUUAACAGUAAUUUGUGUGGGGCGGGGACUGUAAGAUGAGCGACGCCUAAUGUGUAUGUAAUUUGAAGUGAACAGGGCUGCAUGUUGUUGACUAUAGUAUCGUGAAGUCGGCAGGCAUAGUAUCAGCUUGUCACAUAUCGAGCGAAGUAAAAAGCCUUACUUCCAUGUGCAAGCGCGUCGCCAAAACAGCGAAACAAAUCACGAGCGACAGCGAACGGGUGCAAUAUUGAA